UGCAUGUCAAGUACAGCCCGAUUAGUAAUAACUUUGCCCAACCCGAAGACAUCCAUCAAUUUCUCAUCCCAAAUAAUUUCCAAUAAAUGCCAGUGGUAGAACAAAAGGGGGAUCCAGGAAGAAUUGUCCAAGGAAGAACAACAGAUGGGGAUGCUAACCCACAGAAUCAAUAAGGAGAGUCUAAAACCUGGUGACCAUAUUUACUGUUGGAGGAUAGGCUUUCUCUAUGCUGAUCAUGGCAUCUAUGUAGGAGAUGACAAAGUCAUUCAUUUAUUGAGAUGUUGUUCAGAAGGAAGAGGAAGUUUGCUGGAUCUUCCCCUGAAUGUAUCAAUGCUAGCACAAUCUCAACAAUCCUGCCCUUCCUGCACUCAAACAAAACGAGAUGGGAUCAUCAGCUCUUGCCUCAACUGCUUCCUAGGUGGUAGAGUCUUGCGCCGGUAUGAAUAUGGUGUUAAUAAUGCUCUCUUUAUUGUGAAAGUAUGCGGUGGAACAUGUACUCGGGCAGUCUCUGACUCAGCUGAUGUGGUUGUUCAUCGGGCAAAGUACUUGCUUGAUUAUGCAACCAAUAGCUAUAAACUAUUCAUGAAUAACAGUGAAGAAUUUGCCAUCUACUGUAAAACUGGAGUGGCCGUUGCAGGCUACGGAACACCAGUGCUGAAGGGACAAGCUGCAUCUAUACCCAGUUUCUUACUAGCUGCUUGCAUGUCUGCGCCUCUGCAUUUAAGCAAAGCAAAUGGACUUUGCACAGCUGCAACAUUGUUUGGAUUAUAUAGCAGUCUCAGGUGUAUUUUGGACAUCAGGCGUAAUCGGGAUGAAGUGAAGGUAAUCGUGGAGGAUCUGGUAGGGAACUAGAGAGUAUCUCCGGGGGAGGCUGGUGGUUACAGCAUUGACCAAGGAUCUCACAAAUGACAAUGAAGCUGAGAACAAGCUUUUGCUUCAGGGCAUUAGACCCCGUUCUGGGUUAUGGCCCAUAUCCUUCUUGUUCUGUUUCUUUUCUAUGCUACUCUGAUAUGGUACUACUAGUAUUUAUUUGUUACUUCAUGUGGUAAUUCAUUUUUAUUCUUUGGUCCAUUGCCAGUGGUCUCUUUAUAUAGUUUUUAAGUAUAUGUUUUUUGUUGAAUCUUCAAAGCCUUUGGCGACGUUAGUUUUUCUUAAAAAUUGCUUCUUGCACUUGUGGCAUCAAAUAUCAGGCCGUGAUCAGCAACUUCUUAGACUGCAAGUUUCCGUGAAGGAGGCAUCAACUCCCAGUCUUCCACUGAUUACUUUUGAGGGUAGAAAUUCAUAAUUGUGAUUGGAAACUUGUAAUGCAAUAAUUAUAAGUGAAAUGUU
Messenger RNA from Theobroma umbraticum, 1329 nucleotides. RefSeq names its product protein LEAD-SENSITIVE 1-like. The record is from RefSeq and is a predicted model, not a curated record. Lineage: Eukaryota; Viridiplantae; Streptophyta; Magnoliopsida; Malvales; Malvaceae.